AUGCAAUUCAAGAACAUUAUCCUGGCUGCCGCCUUGGCCCUCAGCACUUCUGUGUCUGCCGCCAUGAGCGACGCUGACCUCGCCAUCGGCCUGCAGAACAACCUGGCCUCGCUUGACAUCGGCCAAAAGCAGACCACCCUGCUCUUGAACCACCUAAGCCACCUCACCAGUGCUGUCACUGCUGAUGAUGUUGUCGCUUCCUAUAACACCACUGCCACCAACGAGGCCGAUGACUUGGACAUGAUGAAUAUGAUGCAGGCCGACAAGCCCCUGCUUGAAUGUGUCCAACUGGUUCUCUGCCAAGCCUUCCACGGGUUUGCCGUGAGCAGCAUCGAGGCGAACAAUGCCUUCGUUGACCACGCCAUUGCCUUCAACAAGGCCCAGCGCAAAACCCUGCGGGCUGCCAUUUCCAAGAACAAAGACAACGUCGCUGCUUUCCUCGAUCGCGUCGCCAGCAAGUCUCUUCCCUAUUGCGUUUCCACCAUCAAGAUUGACAACACUGCCAUCUACGCCUCUCUCGACAAGGCUGCCAAGGCCCUUGACCCUAUGGGGUCUCUACUGUAG
Molecule: messenger RNA, 564 nt
Organism: Penicillium canariense
Lineage: Eukaryota; Fungi; Ascomycota; Eurotiomycetes; Eurotiales; Aspergillaceae
Exons: 4
Coding region: 1-564 (187 amino acids)
Source: RefSeq, a predicted model, not a curated record